AUGGGAGGAAUUGACGUGAAGAACAAGGUUUGCCCUUUAGUUUAUCAAUUUUUGGUAGAUAAUGGUUUUGAAAAGACAGCAAAGGCUUUCGCGAAGGAAGGCAGUAUCGAAACUGGUGAAAAACAAACACAUAAGAAAAGUUUGAUAGAUUUGUUGUCCCAUAAGGAAAUUGCCUCUUAUGUUUCAAAUGAAAAAGAAAGUUCUAAAGAAAAAGGCACCGAGAAGGUAAAAAGAAGCACCAAAAAAGAAAGCAGUGAUGAUUCAGAUUCGACAUCUUCGUCUGAUGAAGAAUCCUCCUCUUCAGAUUCUGAAGAAUCAUCUAGCUCUUCUUCAUCAUCAAGUGAGAGCGAAUCCUCUGAAAGUGAAAAAAAGUCUUCAAGUGGAUCUAGUUCUUCCUCUUCCUCUUCUUCCUCCGAUGAAGAGUCCUCAUCUUCCUCUGACGAUGACAGUUCUGAUAGCAGUUCUUCUGGUUCCUCUUCUUCCUCCUCCUCCUCCGACGACGAAGAGUCCUCGUCUUCCUCUGACGAUGACAGUUCUGAUAGCAGUUCUUCUGGUUCCUCUUCUUCCUCCUCCUCCUCCGACGACGAAGAGUCCUCGUCUUCCUCUGACGAUGAUAGUUCUGAUAGCAGCUCUUCUGGUUCCUCUUCUUCCUCCUCCGCCUCCUCCGACGAAGAGUCCUCGUCUUCCUCGGACGAUGACAGUUCUGAUAGCAGCUCUUCUAGUUCCUCAGACUCUGAGGACAAUGAAAGUGAAAAGUCAAGUAAGUCUUCUUCUUCUUCUGGAGAAAGCGAUUCAAGCUCUUCUAGCGACGAAUCCGAUUCGGAUUCUGAGUCUGGGUCAAGCUCUUCUAGUAGUUCAGCUUCCUCCUCCUCAGAAAGUUCUUCCGAGUCAGAGGAUUCUGAUGAAAGCUCAUCAUCUAGCGAAUCCGAGUCAGAAAAAAGUUCCUCAAAAUCCUCUAAGGAUAAAAAACCCAAAUCAUCAAGUUCAUCCUCUUCUUCAGCUUCUUCAUCGUCUAGUUCAUCUUCCUCAUCUGAACAAGGCAGCAAGCGUAAGCACGAGGACUCUCAAAGCGAUUCAGCUUCAAUGAAAUCUGCUCGUACCGAGAAAAAGCCUUUUAGCCGGGUUGGUGACCCCUCCCAGUGGGAGUUUGCUUCUCAAGCUCAUAGGGAUAAUGCUUUUAAUUUCGGUGAAGAUGACUAUGGAGCCAAAGCUAAUCAAGAUUUGAGUGUUACUCGCGGUAAAGGAUUUCGUCAAGAAAAGAAUAAAAAGAAGCGUGGCAGUUACCGUGGCGGUAGAAUUAAUUUGGAUGUGAGAAGCAUUAAGUUUUAG
Schizosaccharomyces osmophilus is the source of this 1329-nucleotide messenger RNA. RefSeq names its product nucleocytoplasmic transport chaperone Srp40. Gene Ontology annotation, molecular function: protein binding. Bases 1 to 1329 code for a protein of 442 amino acids. The record is from RefSeq and is a predicted model, not a curated record. NCBI's taxonomy places the organism in Eukaryota, Fungi, Ascomycota, Schizosaccharomycetes, Schizosaccharomycetales, Schizosaccharomycetaceae. The transcript has a single exon.